GGUGCAGCGUGUGUGAAUUUCAGGAAAAAGCUGAUAUAUUUCGGUAAAGGAGUAUUGAUUAUAUAUUCAACAACAUGAAAGAUAUAUCCACACGAAAAAAACGUCUAAAAUUAAAUACGAAAUGUGGGCGGAGCCAGCAAGCUUUUUCAUUGAGGUUUGACAGAUAGCAAGCUGACCAAUAGGAUCAAAGAACUGGGCACCAGUGACCAAUCAGAAGUGAGAGCUGCGUCCACCUCUUAACAUAAUUAAAUCCUCUCCAACGUGCUGGUGGAAGUGUUUGGAGUUUGCCAUUAAAGCCACAACACAGAGAGGAGAGAUGCACGUCCACCUCGCAACUUGCAGGGCCACCAAAACAACCUCCAGCCCGAUAAACCAAAAUGAAAAACUCCUCUAAUUCCGCUCGGAGGACGUAGGAGUUGGCGUUAGAGUGACUUUUUGAAACUGGAGCUGCUUCCUCGUUCGUCAAGGGUGUGAAAUAUCUCAACAUCUUCACAAAGAAACUUUGGUUUGCUAGGCUGCUAACUCGCUCUAAAGCCAGAUUUAAAGAAAGUAUCCUCACCGGAGACGUUAGCAGCCGAAAUAAAGAGCCAAGGGCCGCGGCUCCGAGUAAACUUUGUCGAAUUGGUCGGAAAUGUCGAUGAAAAAGUCACAUUUGUAACGGUUUCGGGUAGUUCUCAUCACCACAGGAGGAAGAGUUGCAGCUGGUGUUUAGCCAGCUACCACCAGCGCCCCCACAUCUCCACCAACCAAGCAGGGCAGAAAAGUGUCCGCGUCAGGAGGUUUAUUGGAGCCAAGUGCUUACAGGUCAGGGACUGGGAAGAUGUCCGGUCGAAGUGGAGCUGGACACCCAAGACCUGGAGCUCCACAGCCCCUGAAGGCGACUGUUCCCUUCAGACUGGCCAGCAAACCCCGACCGAACCGGAGGGAUGGGAAGUCAGCUGGAAAGACCAAAUUGCAGCAGCUAAGCUCAGGCAUGAGGAGGACGAUGUCCUUGGAUGCCAUCAUCGGACCGUACCUGCAGGGUCACUGGCCCAAAGAACUGGAGGCCCAGGGCAGUCCAUCUCGUAAAGACAAGUCCACCCAGACCCCAGACUCGUGGGUGGAUAAAUCCCACAGCAGGAAGGCUAGCAGCAGCCACAAACGCUCAGCAUCAUGGGGCAGCGAGCAUCUUAAAGAGAUUGCUAAACUGAAACAACAACUGCAGCAGUGCACCAAACCUGCAGCCUCUGGGGGUCACGAUAAAGACCGUCAGUGUUAUCCUCAAGGCGGCUGUAGCCUAGGAGCCACUCAGACUCAGCCCAUUCCCAUCCCCCUCUCUCCCCUGUCUACACUGGUCCCUCGACUGCGCUGCAGUGUGGAGGGCCUCAACCAGGAGCUGGAAGGCAUGUUCAUCAGUCAGUCACCACUUCCACUGAACAGGCUCCUCGAGGUUCCAGAUGGUCACCGUGCUCCGGUACCUCUGCACAGCUACAGCAUUGCUUCUCAGAGGGACUGCGCCACCACGCCUCUGUCCUCGUCCUCAACCUCGUCCUCGCCAUGCUCCUCCCCCCAGCUGCAUCCUUCAGGUGCUCUUCUGGACUCUCACCAAGGCUUUACAGAUGGAGCAGAGAUGUGCUUCCUAUCUCCGUUGUCCUCCCAGGAUGAAGCUGACCUUCCACCCCUGAUCUCGUCUUCUCCUGGACUAAACAAAAGCUGCUGCUUCCAGAGAGAGCCUCCCGAGGGCUGUGAGAAGGUCCGAGUCUGCGAGGAGAUCAGCGUUACACACCAAGAAAAGCAAGCCCUCGUCUCCUCCUGUCCAGACCCCAACAAGGUCAACUUCACCCCUCACGGUGGCUCGGCCUUUUGCCCCGUCAGCCUCCUUAAGCCCCUGCUUCCUUCCAUGGACCUGUUGUUUCGCAGCCUCACAGGCUCUCCAGCAGGAAGUUGCUCAAACCAGGGAACAAGCUCCUGCCAGGCAGCUUCCUCUGGUAACCAGGCUGCUUCUCCAGAUCCUCCAGCAGCCUCCUCUGUGAUGGGGGAGGCCUCAGGAGAGGGCCUGGCUUUCUGAUCACAGCUGCUGAUUCUUCUUUGUGGAAACAGUAAUGCAGACAUUUAACUGGACUAAGAUGGGUGUGGUUACCCCCAUCCUCAUGAAACCUUUUUUUCCUCCUUUAAAAGUUAUUUGUUGAGAAGAAAAUACACACAGAAAAAAAUUAUAUUUAAUCCAGAUAGAUUUUAGGUUUCCAUGAAUUCAUUAUUUCUAAGUUUGGUUUUGUCCGUUUUUUUACUCCAAAGAAAAUAUGUCAGACAAUGAGCUGUUGGGUGAGUUUGCUGGGUCACACAAAGCACAGAUGUGCUUUUUUAAAAUAACAGCACACACUCAUGCACGCGCGCGCGCGCACACACACACACAUACACAUCUCAGUUUCGGAUAUCAGGAGUCUAGAGCCAAUAAUAAAACCCCUUCUUGACUGAGUUUGUUUGUUUUUAGGUAUUUAGGUAUUUAGAUAUUUAAGUGCAACUUGAACUUGCACCUAUCACUAAAGUGCGUGACAAAUCAGUUUGUAUGAACUUGAGUCAAAAGACAAUGACAUCACAUUUUGAUCAUCAUCAACUGAAGGGAAGUUUUUGUUAAUUGGGGUUUAGUAAAAUCAUUACCUGAUGGCUUCAGCGCGUGUUCCUGCUUUAAAGUUGUACAUUUGUUUCUGUUUUCUUGUGUAAAUGCAAAAAAAAGGAAAAAAGUGUAUUAGUGGAUAAGGACCUAUUAAUUUCAGUGUUACAUAUUUUUGUUGUUUCUAGUUGGACAGCCUAGUUGACUACCUAACCAGUUUUAGUGGUAUAGAUGUGUCAUCCUUAUUCUUUGCUAAAGAUGUUUUUGUUCUGCCAAGAUGACAAGUCGAUCAACUAGUUCUAUUUCUAGUAGAGAUGUUUGCACAAAUCGAACUGCUACUUUUUGAGUCGCAAUUCUUUAUAUUUUUAUAUUCAAGUUUUUGUACUUCAAUGUAAAUGUAAGAGUAGUAAAUUGUAUUUUCUAUGUAUUUUUUCAGUUCCCUGCAACAUAAGCUAAAGUCUGUUACAUUUAGUUCUGUUCUGCUGGUGUUUGAGGCAGAAAUAUGGUAUCGGGUGGUCUUUUAUGCACUUCUACCAGAGGGAUUUUAUUGGAGAGGUGUUUCUUCCACAUGUUCCUGGGUUUGAUGUCAGGUUUUUGUGUGUAUGGAGAGUUUACCGAUCUUUGACUAACCUCUAGUUUUAGUAUCAUUUAUUAAUACUGAUAUGUAUAUUUUUCCAAGCAAUACAUAUUUCUGUUCUGGUUGGACGCUUGGAAUGUUCUGUUCUCUCAGGUUCUGUCCACAUAAAUACACAAUGAUGAACUGUCCUCUGUGUAAUUUAUGAAAUUAGACUUUCCAGUAUAAUCACUGCAGAGUGUUUUGUAUACUUUUUAAUGUCUGUGUUAAGAAAUUAAGUAAAAUAUGUUUGCCCUU
Molecule: messenger RNA, 3461 nt
Organism: Nothobranchius furzeri (turquoise killifish)
Lineage: Eukaryota; Metazoa; Chordata; Actinopteri; Cyprinodontiformes; Nothobranchiidae
Product: protein FAM117A
Source: RefSeq, a predicted model, not a curated record